Messenger RNA from Caenorhabditis sp. 36 PRJEB53466, 3483 nucleotides. NCBI's taxonomy places the organism in Eukaryota, Metazoa, Nematoda, Chromadorea, Rhabditida, Rhabditidae. The record is from the annotation of a GenBank genome assembly.
AUGGAAGAGGGUUGCAGCACCUUGGUCCGAAGACUUGAGCAGAAGUAUUUGGAUGAUGACGACGCCACUGUCAAAGACAUCCUGUUCACCGGAUUUGUGAGUUCAUAGCGUCUCAUUGUUUUAUGAUUCAUUCUGUAACAGUGUACCAUCUUUUGUUCUACAGACCGGAUGUUCCCCAUGCAAAAUGGCCAGCCAGAGAGCCUUGGAACUGCUGGUUCUGAACAACAUGAACAUUGGCACGAUUGGGGAUUCCGAGAAGUUGGCCACAUUGGCAUCCCAUGUCUCGGAGGUUCGUACUCUUACUCUGAAAACUUGUUCUUCUUUCCCGUAUGUCCAUUCCAUUAGAAUCCUGUCACUAGAUUGGUGAAAAAACACUAUGUUUUCGUUUUGUUUUCUCUUUUUGUUUUCUCUUUGCCAGCUGAGAGAAGGGAAAGAGGACCGGGAAGAAAGAAGCACACGUCACAUGUGUUUUGUCAUUUCGUGGAUCGAAAAAAAGACAAAUGAUGGCGGGUGUUGUGAUAGGAAAUCAGUGAUCAUCAAACAGCUGUGUGCAUAAAUAAGAGAUACAUUUUCAGGCGGAUCUCGGAUGGAACCAAAUUUCCCAAUGGUCCGAUGUUGCGUGCAUUUUUCACAAUCUUCCGCAUCUCCGUGUUUUGAACAUCGGCCAUAACCCGCUGAAUCCUGUGGUUUGUUUUUCGUCUUUUUUGUUCCCGAGAAGACGUGUCAAGUGACUUGGGAAUGGAAUCGGAGGUUAGAGAACAAACCAAUGUUUCAUGUGACUUUGGCAAACUUGUGAUAGCGGAGAAUGGCAGCGGUGUUUGCACUUGGAAAGUGAUAUUAUAUUGUGAAGAUAUCAAGAGUCAAUUCAGCUCUUUGGCUGACGUCUUUGAGAAGAUAAAUAGAGUCAGCUUCUCCUAAAAACUGAACAGAACGUGACUUUCAGUCAUUACACACAACCGGAAACACUUAGUACCAAUAGUUUUUUUCCAGAUCGACCAUGAACUUCCCGUCUCCACAUUGCACACCAUUAUUCUUAACGGCACCCAUCUUCCAUUCAAAACACUCAAAUCGUUCCUCUCUGUCCUGCCAAAAGUCACCGAACUUCACAUGUCGGACAACCAGUUUAACGACGAGGAUGACGGUGACGAACCGAUUAGCACUUCCGUGCGCACCAUUCAUCUCAAUAGGUAUCAACGACUUUUCAAUUUUUCAGUUUUCAUUUUCAUGUGGUGUGGUGUGGUGCGCGAGGCAGUUCUUUGUGUGUCGAUGUUGAAUGUGAGCGCGCGCAAUGCAAAUUCUGUGCGCCAACGUUGUUUGUGUUCCAUUUUUUGCACCGGCGAGAAAGAAGAAGACCGGAAUCAAACAUGUCAUCCCUAGUACUCUGAGGGUGUCAUGCGAUAGCUUGGCAAUGUAACAAGUCAACCACUUUCUGAAUUCCUUCGUAUUUUGGGAGAAUUGCUCUUUCGUUCUGCUUCACUAGUCUCAAUUUUCACUUUUCCAUGCUCGUAUCGAAUCACACGUUGGCUUGCUCGUGGUGUCAGUUAUAAUAAUAAUAAUAACAAGCGAGCCGAAAAGUCGUGUUGCGACUUUUGGAAGGCUACGCACACCGGAACUAGUCGAAAUCCUGAGCGUGAACGAUGUGAAACGGAAAUGAAAUUAUGUAUGCGGGUGCAGUAAACGUGGACAUGAAAGUAUGGUCAUUCAAAUGAGGUAGUUACGAGUCGAAUUUGAAUGCGUCCAUCAGUCACUCAGUCACGAGAAGUCCUCCGUCGUUUACCCCUGAACGUCCAAAUUCGACCGGUCGACUACACAGCGAUUGGGACAAAGGAAUGAAAACAACCGAUAUUUUUCCAGAUGCGGGUUCCUGAAAUGGUCGUCCGUCAUGAAUGUUGUCAAGCGCUUUCCAAAUGUGUGCUCAGUUUUUGUUUGCGAAAAUCCUUUGGAAGAUGUCACCUACUGCAAAUAUUUCGAUCAGCUACCAUACUGGAAUUUUCUCAAUAUGGCAAAGGUGCUCCACUAUUGGGUUGCCGGCCUUAGAUAUCUGGCCAAUUUCAGACUGAAAUUAACUCAUGGGACAGUCUGGACAAUCUGAGCAAAAUGAAAACGAUCACGGACCUCCGUAUUCCUAACGUCCCGUUACUAGAUCGUUUGACCGACGAAGAGCGUUUGCACCUUAUCAUCGGCCGCAUUCAUCAGUUGCGUGUUCUCAAUGGCUCAAAGAUAUCAAACGAGCAGAGAGAGCAGUCAGAACGGUUUUUCAUUCGUUAUUAUCAGGUUUGUACAGAGACGCUAUCAGCUGACCGUGUUGUUGACAUUUGAAGGAGCGAAAGGAGAAACCAGCACAGUACAAGACUCUGAUUGCCAAGCACGGGAAACUCGAGAAACUCGUGAACAUUGAUCUGACUCCCAAAAAAGAAGCCGUUGUGAAAGUGGUGUGUGAAGAGAAGGAAGUCAACCAGGAGAUGACAAUCUUGCUGGAACCCACUAUUUUGGAAUUCAUGAAGUGAGACUUUGUUUUGUUCUUCCGCUAUACGUUUCUUUUCCUGUCGAGUCAUGCAUACACAAAAAUAGUAAUAAAAACUGAGAAAGCGCAUCUCUCGUCGCCCGCAAGAAGUCCCCCAUGAUUUAAUUAGGUUGAGUGUCGAGUAACGUGAGAAACGAGCCUUGACGCUGAAUAUCUCUUCUUUAUUACAGAUACUUGGAGCCGAAAGUCGGCGUGAAGUACACUCGCAUGAAACUCUUUUUGUUCCGCGGGGAUGGACGGAGUGAGGACUUUUCGGCCAGCGCUUACAACCUGCCCCUGCACUAUUUCAAACUGGAAGAUGGCGAUGUUUUUAUGGUUCAGGUAGGAUUAUCCUCGUUUCUCGUAAUUGACACCAUAUUCCAAACACUGGCGCGGAAAUUCAGUGAGGGAGGAGAUGAUCUCGGAAGUCAUAGUAAUAAGAGACGCACUUGUUUGACGUGCAAACAAGGGCACAAGGGGUCUGUUGUCUUGUCUUCGCAAAGGGUUAUUAUGCAGAACGUAUGCUUGCCAAUUAGGUAGCUGUUGCCAGUCGGGCACCUGUCUUUUUUCCGGUCAAGCUUUUGCAUCCGCCGAUGUGGCGGGUCACAAUAAAAGCAUCAGGAAGUCAUGAGGGAACAUAAAAACCCGUUCUCGUCAUAUCAUUUUGGAUCAUAAUAGAAUUUUAUUUUUGGGGAGAAAUGCGCGAAAUUUUAAAGAAAACCCGCUUCUUGCGCAAGACGUUAAUAUCUGGUGGUCAAAUGAUGGUCAUCUUUCCCUUUUUGGAGUGUCAAUUCAUAAAUGAAGAAGGAUAAACACAAUGUAUUAAUAGAAAGGGAGAAAGAGGAAGAGGAAGAAGAGCACAAUGCAUUUGCGAGCAGAAUUACGUGCAUUUCAGAAUCAUCGAUUAAUGUUUUCAGGAGAAAAUUGUGAUCACGAAAAGAAGACGACCUGCAAGCUCAACGUCAUCCAAUUCAUCAUAG